Molecule: messenger RNA, 2258 nt
Organism: Procambarus clarkii (red swamp crayfish)
Lineage: Eukaryota; Metazoa; Arthropoda; Malacostraca; Decapoda; Cambaridae
Source: RefSeq, a predicted model, not a curated record
AUUUUUAUAUAUGUGGGAGCUGUACCUUUUGGUAGUCACGUGACUGUCGCCAUAGCAACGCUGGGAGUGAGGGACGCUACCGCCCAGCUGACGCGCCUAACAUCUAACCUGCCUGUACUGACCCUUUUAAACCUUCAAGGACAAUGUUGACCCGGCGAGAGGCGGUGAUCGAGGAGCCGUUCAGAGCCCGGCGCUACCGGGACCACAGACGCAAGGUGAGGGGCGCCUUGCCAAGGAUCGACGCCGGGCCGCCGAGGGAGUACCCCCACCUGGUCCUCAAGCUGAAGAAGCUGCGGCUCGAGCUAGACCGUCAGGGCAAGAUCUGUCAGGACAACAUCAAGCUCGUCCACCGCAUGGCCAUCAUCAUGAGGACAAAGAGACUGGACAACAUCAAUAUGGCUCCCAGAGGACCAUUCGAGCCUCGACCUCGGACGUCAACCCGACGGAGCGCAGUAACUGGAGUCCCCGUGGAGGAGGACAGAUGGGCCCAGGGCGGGUCUUUCCUGGAGCAGGUCACCUCAGAAGUGGAGCGCCACCUCAAACCUUCCCCGCCCGGCAAGCUCAUCCAGCACCGAGCCCCGGCUGGUCUGUGUAGGGUGCCCCGGGUAGGGCCUCCGCCAUCACCCAGGACCCCUGCCCGUCGGAGUCAUCUUGUGCCCACCAUCACCCUACCCCUAACCAGCCCCAGGUCACGCAGGAGCCCGUCGCCCACCACUGCCUCAGAGAGGUCCUCGGCCAGAUGUCGUCGCGGCCGAGAGACGACCAGACUGUUGCCCAUGACCGGCACCGCCCGUCGCCCCAGCAUCACCGCCUCUCUUCCCUCCCCACACGACGACAACUCCAGCUCGGCCGCUGACGAGGGCGACUUCGAGGAAAAUGAAGAAAGCGAACACGCAGAGGACAGUCAAGAAGCCGACGAGCAGACUGAAAAUACGGAAGAGGAGAACGAAGAAGCAGAUGACAAAACAGACGAAGAAAAUGAGAGCUCAUCAAAGGAUGAUUAUCACAAUAACAGUGAGAGUGAAGGCAAAACAGGUAGUGUUAAGGAGGAAACUGAUAGUGACGACCGAGUCUCCGCCAUCCUCCUGCACCAUCACCCGAACAUCACCAUCGACGAGCCUAGUGAUGACGAGUUUUAUACUUAGGCGUCAAGCUCAACUGUCUUAUGGUAUAUCAGGUAUAGCUUUCACCCAAAUGCCGAACCAUUCUCUUCUACUUGUUGGUGAAACACACGGGAGACAUUUCCCGUCACGCAGGGUGCAGUCGCACCUCCAUAGAUCUCCAGUAUCAGCUCUUGAUACUAGUAAUGGCUCAAAAGGGCCGCCACUUACGGGCUAUUCAUGCCCGUGCCACCUUUUAGGUGGCUUAAUCUUUAUCAAUCUGGUGAAACAACCGAUGACGGAAUAUGUAUUGUUGGCCCAUUAGUGAUGUACACGUUUUACGAAGCAAAAUAACUUUUUCCUUUAACAUUUAUUAUAAUUUUUAUUUAUUUAUUAUGCAUCCUAUACCCAUCUGGGGGGCGAUGGUGGAAAGGGUAAGAGGCACAUAAUGGGUUCAGGAACUCGACCCCAUAGUUUGUUUAGCUAAGCAAUUGAUGGCAACGAAUUACACUCAUAAUAUGAUCGGACAUUUGUCAUAUUUUUAGAGUAUCUCUCUCGUAAUAUACAUACUAUUACGUACUGACUAUGAGGGCUGUCAAUGGUCUGCUGCGGUCAGAAGGUUUGGGACUCCCACCACAAUGUUACUGUAUUACAAUGUUAAUUUACCAAGGGUAGCACUUUCACCAAUGUAAUUCCUCAUUUUUACUUACCCUCUGGAAGUUACACAUUAUUAAAUGUAGUAGGCAUCCAUCAGUCUCGGGAGACUACGGACAUGCGCACUGGCGUCGGCCUCUGGUCUGGAGUGACCUCACCAGGGCGCAAAGCCAGGGUAGGUUGAUUCGCAGAAGCUGUUACCCAGGCAGCAGGUCCCCCCCCCCCCUCUCCACGGCGCUGAAAGUCUCCAAUGGAAAGGCUUACAUACAAAUGUAACAAGGGUACAUUAUUAAAUGUACCCUUGUUACAUUACCAAGUUUAAUAUACUGUACAAGGGUAAUCUCACGAUGAUAAACUGCCAUUUUAAUUCAACAAGUUACAGUGCAUUGUCAACUUACAACGUUAAUGUUAUCGAGUCAUUUUACCCAGGGUACCUGUGUUAAUUAUUAUACAUUUAAAUUUAUAUAAUUUUUAAUUGAAUUUACUAAUAAACAUUUUUCGUCA